Messenger RNA from Sinocyclocheilus grahami, 4476 nucleotides. RefSeq names its product unconventional myosin-X-like. Gene Ontology annotation, biological process: peptidyl-serine phosphorylation; regulation of actin filament length. The record is from RefSeq and is a predicted model, not a curated record. Bases 127 to 4476 code for a protein of 1449 amino acids. The transcript has 36 exons. Gene Ontology annotation, cellular component: myosin complex. Gene Ontology annotation, molecular function: ATP binding; microfilament motor activity; protein serine/threonine kinase activity. NCBI's taxonomy places the organism in Eukaryota, Metazoa, Chordata, Actinopteri, Cypriniformes, Cyprinidae.
GAGAGAGUGAGCGCGCGCUGCGUGGACGCGACGGAGCGUGGAUAUAAACACUAGCUGUUGUUUUGUGAUGCGAGACAGUAAGAUUUUUGACGGUUUUAAGUUCACGAACAACAUUAGAGACGAACGAUGGAGGAAAAGCUGCCCGAAGAUCUGGCGAAUCUCUCCGAGCUGGACGAGAAACGUUUGCUGGAGGUUUUGACUGGACGCUUCACACAGAACCUCAUCUAUACCUAUAUAGGAGACAUCUUGGUGGCUAUUAACCCAUUUAAAUAUCUUUCAAUCUAUGAGAAAGAGGUAUCUGAGCGUUAUAAGUGCCAUGAGAAGAAGUCUUUGCCCCCUCAUAUAUUUGCUGUGGCGGACCGGGCCUAUCAGUCCAUGCUGGGACGCCUGGCCACGGGACCCAAGAACCAGUGCAUCGUGAUCAGUGGUGAGAGCGGCGCGGGUAAAACCGAGAGCACCAAACUGCUGCUGAGACACAUCAUGGAGCUGUGCAAGGCCAACUCCCAGCUAGAGCAGCAGAUCCUGCAGGUGAAUCCACUUCUCGAGGCCUUUGGAAACGCUCAGACGGUCAUGAAUGACAACAGCAGUCGUUUCGGGAAAUACAUCCAGCUCCGCUUCCAGAACUCUUCAGUCAAAGGGGCAAAAAUCAAUGAGUACCUCCUGGAGAAAUCCCGUGUGGUUCAUCAGGAUGAGGGAGAGCAGAACUUCCACAUCUUCUACUUCAUGUUGGCUGGCAUCUCGAUGGAGGAUAAAGAGAUAUACGGCCUCCUGGACCCCACGCACUACCGUUAUUUGAAUGGCAGGUUUGGGCAGGAAGACGUGGUUCAGGCCUGGCGUGUGAAAUAUGCUGAAGUGUGUAACGCCAUGGACAUGGUGGGAUUUGAGGAGCAGGUAAGAACAAAGCCUUGCUUGUCAGGCUUCAGCAUGGUGGACUGGAGAGUAGUGGAGAUCAGGAAGAUGGACAGGAAGAUGAGGAAAUUGGUAACGAUGAAUGUCAGCCUUAGCAAAUACAUUGAGCGAGGUAGCGAUAAGCUCAUGAAGAUGGUGAAGAAGCAUGGAGUCAGCAAAAUCAAGUAUUCCCUGAUGAAAACGGCGAAUGAGAUCCGCAAACACUAUGGUCUUCCCAGACAAGAGGAUCAUCCAGAGAGUGCUAAAACUGUGGGUGGAAAGCCGAGCGGGAGUUCUCUGGACGAAGGUCAUAUACUGAGAAAAAAUAUAAAACGAGAUUGGAUCAAGUCUGUGAAGGAGGAGAAGGCUAUCCAUGGGUGUGUUUACCGACUUGACCAUCAGUGCAAACCACCUGGACUCAACAUCCUCAAACAUUUCCACAACAAGAAGGACAAGAUGUGUCUGCUCAUUGACGUGGCAAUACAAACCAUCAGUGCAAACCGCCCGGACAUCAUUGUCCAUAACAAGAAGGACAAGAUGUGUUUGCUCAUUGACGUCACGAUACCAGUAGACCACAAUGUAGUGGAGAAAGAGAACGACAAGCUCAAGUACAAGAGCCUGGGAAUUGACAUCAGCAGAUCCUGGAACACGAGAACACAGAUAGUGCCAGUAGUAAUAGGAGCCCUGGGAUGCAUUAAGAAAGGUUUCCACCGAUAUCUGGAUCAGAUCCCUAUGUGUUUGCUCAUUGACGUCACGAUACCAGUAGACCACAAUGUAGUGGAGAAAGAGAACGACAAGCUCAAGUACAAGAGCCUGGGAAUUGACAUCAGCAGAUCCUGGAACACGAGAACACAGAUAGUGCCAGUAGUAAUAGGAGCCCUGGGAUGCAUUAAGAAAGGUUUCCACCGAUAUCUGGAUCAGAUCCCUGGGAAGCCAAGUGCCUUUGAAGCUCAGAAGAUUGGGCUUUGUGGGACCACUCACAUCCUACGAAAAGGUCAGUUUGGCGUUCAGGAAGAGGAUUUACUGAAGAGUCUCACGUGCACCACAUCAGUGACGCGAGGAGAGGCCAUCCAGCGACUCCACAACCAGCAGCAGGCUGAAGACGCCAGAGACUCCAUCGCUAAAGUGGCCUAUGGUCGUGUGUUCGGAUGGAUCGUCAGUAAAAUCAACGAACUGCUCGCUCCUAAAGUAGACUGUGACGGUCAGUUUGGCGUUCAGGAAGAGGAUUUACUGAAGAGUCUCACGUGCACCACAUCAGUGACGCGAGGAGAGGCCAUCCAGCGACUCCACAACCAGCAGCAGGCUGAAGACGCCAGAGACUCCAUCGCUAAAGUGGCCUAUGGUCGUGUGUUCGGAUGGAUCGUCAGUAAAAUCAACGAACUGCUCGCUCCUAAAGUAGACUGUGACGUAGAGCUCAAUGAAAUCGGAAUCCUUGACAUCUUUGGUUUUGAAAACUUUACUGUGAACCGAUUUGAGCAGCUCUGCAUUAAUCUGGCUAACGAACAGCUCCAGUAUUUCUUCAACCAUCACAUUUUUCUGAUGGAACAGAAAGAAUAUAAAGAGGAAGGCAUCACAUGGGAGACCAUAAGCUUCAAGGACAACAAACCCAUACUGGACCUGUUCCUCACCAAACCCAUCGGGAUUCUCUCACUGCUGGAUGAGCAGAGUGCCUUCCCUCAGGCCACUGACCGAGAUUUUGUUGACAAGUUAAACAGCAAAUUUAAAACGGCUCCAAACUUUGAGGUUGUGCGAAACCACACCCCUCUAUUCACUAUUGUGCACUACGCUGGGAAGGUGCAGUACAAUGCAAGUGGAUUUCUUGAGAAAAACAGAGACACGAUACCAGCCAACAUUCGUGAGCUGUUCAUCAACAGCGUCACUCCUCUCCUCAGCGUUCUGUUCGCAGCCACAAUUUCCCGAACAGGCACACUAAUGCCACGAAAAGCCAAGUUACAAGUUGCAGAUGACAACUUUAACUCAACCAGGAAGCAGUCCGUCGGCGCACAAUUCAAGCAUUCUCUGGCUGUCCUCAUGGAGAAGAUGUUUGCGGCCGGUCCGCACUUUGUUCGGUGCAUCAAACCCAACCGAAGCAAGCAGCCAGAUCAGCUGGACAGUAAACUAGUGAUGGAUCAGCUGAGAUACAACGGCCUGAUGGAAACCAUCCGAAUCCGGCGGGACGGUUUCUCGUGGCGUCCGGCGUUCAAGGAGUUUGCCGAGAGGUACAACAUUCUGCUGCUGAAACCGGAUCUCCCGCUGGACAAAAGCAGUUGCGUGUCGAUCCUGAACAGCACUGAACUCUCUGGUUGGAAGUGCGGAUCGUGCCGGUUGUUUUUUAAGUACUGGCACCAGGAGGAGUUGGCCCGUCUGCUGGAGAGACUGGGACGAGCGGCGCUUGUCAUUCAGAAGAAUUACCGCGCUCGGAUCUGCCGGAGGAGGUAUCGGUCUCUGCUGGCGGAGAUAAGGCGGCAGCGGCAGCGGCAGGCCCGGGAGAGAGAGGAGCGUGGUGAGGAGGAGGAGGAGGAGGAGAGGAGGAGACAGAAGCUGGAGGACGAGAGGAAGAGGCGUCUGGAGCUGGAGCAGGAGAACCUGCGACCUGCGUCUCCACCGGUGCCCCUGCCGAGGCAGAAGACGCCAGAGCCCAGGCCGCGCUCAGUGCUGAGCACCGUCCCGAAAGCAGUGCAUCUGGUGCCUGUACCGCGGCCCCGCAGCAAGCUGUUUGAGGCGACUCCGUUUGAUAACGAGCUGAAUGAGAACGUUCACCUGGAUGCUUCUCUGAUGCUUCAGCCGAUCGAUGAAGAGCGAAUGAAAGAGAAACACCUGAAGAAGACCAACACCAUCCGCUGGUUCAGAGAGACGCAGGUGCGUAAGCUGACCAGAGACGGCGGCUUCCCCAGCUGGUUCCACGGCAUGAUCACGCGCAGACAAGCAGAAGAUCUCCUGAUCGACAAACCUCUCGGCUGCUUCUUGGUGCGUGUGGGUCAGAGCCGGGAGGGUUACACGCUGACCUUCAGGGGUGCUGAUCGCUGUCGUCACUAUAUGGUGGAGAUGCAGAGCAAUGGGAAGUAUGUGAUUCUCGGGGAGGAUCGGGCUCAUUCCUCUCUCACAGAUCUGGUCCAGUAUCACACUCAGGUGGGCAUCAAGCCCUUCAUGGAGCUGCUGACGCUGCCCUGUGGUCAGAUGUGUGAUCAGGAGCCCGACUAUGAGGAGCUCAAAGCGUUUAUAUCAUCAUCAUCGGCGGCAGUGGAGCAUCCCGCUGAGGAUCAGGACAUGGACACAGGUUCACAUAAAGUGCAUUUACAGAUGCAGCGGCUCUUCCUGCCACCAGGAGGAAGCUCAAACCCAGAGUCCCACAAACCGCCGGUGCUCAAGCGCAUCUCUGACCGCCGCAGACGAGUCGAAGCUGCUCAGAUGGAGCACAAGGACGACGAUCCGACCAGAGAGAGCAGACCGUUCCCGCGACUCUACCCCUCCAUACGACUGGCCAUGAGAGAAAUCCAGCAGAUCCAACAGCACUUCCAGCAGAGCCAAGAUCAGAUCCAAGUCUCCUCCGGCAAAGCCUUGAGCUCGUGGAAGAGGACGGAUGCGUAA